Eleginops maclovinus (Patagonian blennie) is the source of this 1734-nucleotide messenger RNA. RefSeq lists its product as uncharacterized. NCBI's taxonomy places the organism in Eukaryota, Metazoa, Chordata, Actinopteri, Perciformes, Eleginopidae. The coding region runs from base 724 to 1734 and encodes 336 amino acids. The transcript has 7 exons. The record is from RefSeq and is a predicted model, not a curated record.
GUCCAGGUUCAUUUCCGUAUACAGUAUGCGUCAUGUACCUAAGUGACCAAUGAAAAGUUGUGAAAUCAUGUCAUCUGAUUUUCAAGUAUAUCCAUUUGGUGUCAAAGCUGUCAAUCACGCCGCGUAUCUCCCGCUCUGUGGAGCCAUCUCAGCUGUCUCGUGUCAUCUCAUUAGCGUCUCUGGAAGCGCAUCAUCGGGUAGCUGAAUAACACUUUGAAGGUAAGGUAUUUCGUUUUUUUGUCAACUGUACUCAAGUUUAAUCUAGUUGCAAUAUAUUCACAACUGUUAUUUACCGGUAGGCCUAAAUUAUCUAGAUUAAGUAAUUGUCAUCUAAUAUUUUUAUUGUGAACCUGGCUGACGACGAACGUAAAUGUAGUAGGCUAGGCUAAACUCUCCAGAGGCUAGCCUACUUCUCCACAGAUUAGCUUGCUUGCUGCUUGCUAGUUGGUAAAUAAACUCAGUGACAUUGAUACGAUUCAAACAAAUAUGUUUUUUUCCAGAGUUUAAGUGAUGAAAUUAUAGACUGUAAUGUUACUAUCGUGAUUGUCACUAGAACAUGCCUCACUCGUACCGCUUGGUAGAGGCUGAGCAUUUCCAACACUAUACCCAACUUGCUACGAUUUCAUUUGCGGAGAUGUUAACGCACGGAUUUCCGAAGUGAAGCUAUGUUGACAGGGCAUAGCGCUACAUUUUUUCUGAUAUGGUUUUCUCCCUUCCUUCAGGAUGUCUUUCUCUGUUAAGGAGCUGUGUGAAAUGGUCAAUGUCAGCUAUGAUAGGGAACUUGAGGCGAACGUGAGGGUCAGCAAUGAGGAGGAAGAUUCAGUUGAAAGUGACGGUGGAGAUACAGCUGCCAAUGAGGAUUCUCUGGAAAGUGAUAAUGACAAUCUCACUGAAAGUGACAGUGAGGACUCACUUGAACACGAUCCUGAAAAUGACCCGGAUUACACACCUGUCAAUGAAGAUGCUGUUGCUGUUGACCGGGGAAGGUCAAGGAAGAGGGCCAACCCAGACGCUUGGAAGGGUAACAUCCAGAAAAGGAGAAGAAUGAGGGGCCAAUCAUAUCUUGGACGGAAAAAAAAUGAAUUCAUCAACAAAGAAGAACGAAAAAUGGAGGGGCGGUGCCUGGCUGAGUCCUGCCAGAAAUCCAGCAAACUACACUGCACCGAAAUCGAUGAAGGGAAGAGGGAAGAAAUAUUCAAGUAUUUUUGGGGGAAAUUGGACUGGAAAGAAAGGAAAAUCUACGUGAAGUCACUGGCGGAGGUUAGUGAUGUCAAGCGGCGCCGGACAGAAGCGGUUCAGUCUCGGAGGUCAGCAUCUCUCUGUUGUUUUUUAUGUGUUGAUGGUAGAAGGCUCAGAGUUUGUCAGCGGAUGUUCCUGUCAACCCUUGGCAUCAAGCAGUGGAGUUUUCUAAAAUGGGUUGGAAGAAGAGAGGAAAGUCCUGAGAAGACGGCAAGAGUGAGGGUGAGGACAGAGGAGCGGGACUUCCUAAAGUCCUUUCUUCUUGAUCUGCCGAAAGUACCAUCGCACUACUGUAGGUCCUCCUCUUCCAAGAUGUACCUGGAGCCGUUAUUCAGAAAGAUCAAUGUGACACUUGCUGUGCCUUCAAAGCCGGUAACAUCGAGGCUGCUGUGUGGGAGGAACACUGCGUUAAGAAGGACGAGAACGCACCAGCUCAUAAUCUACGUCCCCCACUCGUCGUGUGACCACGAAGGGCCCUUGCCACUUGGCGAGUAA